AUGGACGACUACGCGGGCCUGUCGGACGCCGAGCUGGCCGCUGUGCUGCGCCAGUACAACAUCCCGCACGGGCCCGUCGUGGGCUCCACGCGCAAGCUCUACGAGAAGAAAAUCUUCCUGUAUGACACCCAGAGGCGGAGGCUCUCGCCCCCGAACUCGCCCGCAUCCUCUUUCAGCUAUCGGCCCUCGGACUUAGAUGCGGCGUCCGUGGACUCGGAUAUGUACGAUCUGCCCCAGAGGGAGGACGCCUUACUUUACCAGAGCAAGGGCUACAACGGCGACUACUACGAGGAGAGUCACUUGAGCACCAGGACUUACGGGCAGCCUGAGUCUGUGGGCACACCCAAGGGCUUCCGCCAGCCCGCCGCUUCACUCUCAGAUGCUGACACCUUCCACCACCAGGUUCGCGGUGAUGAUCUUUUCUCUUCCGAAGAGGAGGGCAAGGAUAGGGAGCGCCCCGUGUAUGGCCGGGACAGUGCCGGCCAGAGCAUCGCACACUACCGCCCCGUUUCCAACGUCUCCAGAAGCUCCCUGGGCCAGUCCUACUACCCCACCUCCUCCUCUACCUCUCCAGAGUCCUCAUCUUCAUCUCCCUCACCUUCGUGGCCCACCCUCCGUGCCAUCCGGCCGGAAAAGCAGGCUCCUGGGCCUGGAGUGGGUCAGGAGCGCCAGGUCCUGCUCUGGGGUCAGGUGCUCCUGUUACUGGUCUUCGCCGCCUUCUUGCUCUUUGUUUACUACUCUAUGCAGGCUGAGGAUGGCAACCCCUUCUGGGCGGACCCCUGA
Camelus dromedarius (Arabian camel) is the source of this 783-nucleotide messenger RNA. Its product is annotated as emerin-like. The transcript has a single exon. Gene Ontology annotation, biological process: negative regulation of canonical Wnt signaling pathway. NCBI's taxonomy places the organism in Eukaryota, Metazoa, Chordata, Mammalia, Artiodactyla, Camelidae. Gene Ontology annotation, cellular component: nuclear inner membrane; spindle; nuclear envelope. The record is from RefSeq and is a predicted model, not a curated record. The coding region runs from base 1 to 783 and encodes 260 amino acids. Gene Ontology annotation, molecular function: cadherin binding; actin binding; beta-tubulin binding.